CGUCAGAAAUGAACCUCAACAAAGGGAAGAAUAUCGUCAUAAAAAUGUUCGGAAUGGCUCUGAUCUACAUUCUCAUCUUCAAUAUUGAGACCAGCGAUACUCACGAACUUGAUAAAGUUGUUAUGAAUUUAAUUGUCGAUGUAAUUAAUUCGCUAUAUCAUCCGAGUCUCAGUGCCACCGUGUUCAUGUGUGAAAAUACAGAUAACGUCAAAGGGGUUUCCGAAUUUUUAUCGAAGCAUUAUAAGCUGCAUACUAUUGUAAUACUUUCAAAGAACCAUCAGCUGAACCUGAAUGACUUCAAGUUGAGUCAUAAAAAUUUUUAUGUGCUUGACUUGGACUGUCCAGGAUCCACUGAAUUGAUUGUUGAGAUAAACAAACAUAAGAUGUUCAGCGCACCCGGAAAAUGGCUGAUCCUUCAAGAAUCCCGAUCCUCACUUUCGCCCAAUGAAACUCAGAUAAAAAACAUAUUCGAAAACCUAAACGUCUUUCCCGACAGCGAAGUCACUAUAGCUCAGAGAAUCGACGAUACUCUGGUGAAACUCCUCUCAAUAUAUCGUCCGAAUGCUAUCGCAAGCCUGAUUAUCGAAUAUCGCGGCCUGUGGAGCAACAAGAAUCCUCUUCAGCUUCAAAAUAAUGAAGAAACAUCACGAAGAAGAACGAAUAUCAUGCGGACGCAGUUGAGAGCUGCCUGCGUGAUAACAAACCCAGAUACAAUGAAUCAUUGGGAAGAUUUUAAAGACAGAAAAGUGGAUGGAGUGUCCAAAGUUGGUCGAGCUUUGACUAAACUUUUGGCGGAUCGCAUGAACGCAACAGUUCAUUUUACGUUUACACCCACUUGGGGGUAUCAGUCACCAAAUGGCAGUUGGGACGGAAUGAUCGGCGGACUUCUCCGUGACGAAAUCGACUUAGGGGGCACUGGUAUAUUCAUUACCGAGCCGCGGCUCACAGUAGUCAGUUACAUACACCUUUAUACGCCCACUAGAGUGAGAUUCAUCUUCCGGCGGCCACCGCUCUCAUUCAUCAGCAAUCUUUUCAUUCUGCCGUUCUCUGGAAACGUCUGGUUCGCUAUUGUCAUCUUCUGCUGUCUCGGCUACACUGUAUUGUACUUCAGUUUAGCACGAGAAUGGAAGAUAAUUGAAAAAAUAGCUUACAACGACAGAUUAUGGGGAGAUCUGGAGAUAAAACCUGCAUUCGGUGACAACUUUCUGAUUGUCAUUGGUGCUAUCACGCAGCAAGGCUCCGCCUACGAACCAAGAACUGGUCCAGCUCGCAUAGCAGUCUUUAUGCUGCUGGUUACGUGUCUGAGUUUAUAUGCUGCUUAUACUGCCAACAUUGUCGCUCUCCUGCAAUCGUCUUCGGAUUCCAUCAAGAACGUUAAGGACCUCAUGCAGAGUCCGCUGGAACUCGGCCUGCAGGAUAUUGUUUACAACCACUAUUACAUGGGGAAAUUUGAGGAUCCACUGAGGAAAGAAUUCUAUGAACGUCGGAUAAAGCAUCUCAAUGAUCCGUAUAUGUCCACCGAAGAUGGAAUUCAUAAAGUCAGAACUGAACUAUUUGCUUUUCACACUGAUUUAGUCAUGGGAUACGACGUCGUGAAGAGUACUUAUGAAGAGGAUGAGAAGUGCGGGUUCGAGGAAAUCGAUUAUCUUUACGUGUCGGAUCCGACUUUCAUCAUUCAACGACAGUCGCCUUACGUAGAGAUCUUCAGAGUUGGCGGGUUGUGGCUAGAGGAAACGGGUUUAGCUCAGCGAUUCAUUGAUAAAAUAUACCACAAGAAGCCAGAAUGCAACAAUCAGAAGAAAUUUAUCAGCGUUGGUACUGUAGAUUGUUAUGCAGCUUAUCUCGUCAUAGCUUACGGACUGGGAGUGACGCUUGCAAUACUCGUAUGCGAAAUCCUGUGGUUCAAGAAGUUCGAUCAUUACUUCUUCGAUAAGAAAUUUCCGGAAAUCGACGACGAAGCAGGUAAUCGCGAUGUUAACUCCAUUGCCAGUGGUACUAUAUCUGAUGGAACUUCCGAAGAGGACCUGAACUCUAGGAGAAUUGAAGAGAUAUUUUUCAUGAACAUACAAAUCCCAGAAAAAAAACUAAAACUCACCAGAAUAUCCAGCGCCUCUACAGCCGUCGCAUCUCCACGAAACUUCACGAUGCGUGACACGCGGUCAAUAAUUACCUGGCUAUCACUUACCUUGUUGACCCUCGGACGAUCCCAUCGGAUGGAUAAAGUAAUGGAAAACUUCAUCACUGACGUCAGCUCAUCAUUUCUUAUCUCAUCCAGCUUCACCGGAUUUUUCUGUAUGCAACCAGAUGACGCGGGGGAAUUCUCACGAGAAAUCUCUCGGAAAUAUCUUCUGCACAACAUGGCGUCUUUCAACGAUUCAGAUCUCGCGGAUAUCGAUCAAGCGGUCGCUCAUAAUAAUUACUUCGUUGUUGAUUUGGAUUGUCCGGACGGUGUUGACUUCCUCCUAAAGGUGAAUAUGAGAAAACUGUUCAUCGCUCCGGCCAAAUGGCUCCUACUACGGGAUUCGCGAGAUCAGGAUCGACUGACAGGAUUACCUUCUCUGCAAUCGAUGGUAGAAAUCACCGAGGACAAGUUGAUCAGUGUCUUGAGCAGGUUUGACAUCUUUCCUGACAGUGAAGUCAUCGUCGGCCAGAGAUUAAACAAAACUACUGUAGAGCUGUCAUCGAUAUAUCGCCCCAGUUCUGAUCACAGCGUCAUCAUCGAGGAUCUAGGAAGUUGGGAGGACGGCAGUGGAUUCCGUCUCUGCAGUCACGAUCAUUCUUCGAGGAGGAGAGUCAAUCUCCGAGGGACUGUCUUGAAAACAAGUCUCGUGAUGACAGAUCUCAAUACUCUCAAUCAUCUCACUGAUUAUCAGGAUAAACUGAUUGAUGCGGUUACCAAAGCCAGUUAUAUGUGGAUCGUAUAUCUUGCGGAACGAAUGAAUGCAACCUUCAACUUUACGGUGGAACGCACAUGGGGGUACAAAAAUGAAGAUGGCAAUUGGAAUGGAAUGAUUGGAUUGCUGGAUCGCGGGGAAAUUAAUAUCGGCGGCACUGCGACUUUUAUGAUAUCGCAGAGAAUCGGAGUCGUUGACUAUGUCCAACUGUACACACCAACAGGGUCGAGAUUUUUAUUUCGACGACCGCCAUUAUCAUACGUCAGCAACAUCUUCACGCUGCCCUUCGCCCGCUCUGUUUGGAUAGCUAUCGUAGUUUUCCUAUCCAUCAGCUUCGUGUUUCUGUACAUCGCCAUGAAGUGGGAAUGGGAGAAGAUUCAGGUGAUACCAGUGGAAUUUCGACUGGGGGGAGAUUUGGAGAGGAAACCCACGGUCACUGAUAAUCUUCUGGUUUUACUCGGUGCUAUUUUCCAACAAGGUUUCUCGUGUGAACCUCGAACAAUUUCAACGCGAAUCGUCGUUCUCAUGGUCCUUAUCAUCGCUCUGAGUUUAUACGCUGCUUACACAGCUAAUAUCGUCGCCCUUCUUCAAUCUACUGCAGAUUCAAUCAACACCUUGGACGAUCUGAUGAACAGUCCAUUGAAGAUCGGGAUAUUUGAUAUAGUUUACAACAGAUACUAUUUCGGAGCCUUUGAGGAUCCCGUGAGAAAGGAGUUCUACGAGCGGUUGGUGAAAGAUAAGCCAGCUGUUUGGAUGCCCCUGGAGGAUGGAAUUCGAAAAGUCAAGGAGGGACUGUUCGCUUUCCACGUGGACUUGGGAUUCGGUUAUCAGAUGAUGCAGGAGACCUACACGGAGGAUGAAAAAUGUGGGAUCGAGGAGAUUGAUUACUUGAAUGUCUAUGAUCCACUGCUCGUCAUCGAGAGGCAGUCGCCCUUCAGAGAAAUUAUACGGGUCGGAGCGCUAUGGAUCGCUGAGACAGGACUUAAACAUCGUGUUGCCUCGAAAUUCUUCACCCAGAAGCCACCUUGCAGUGGAAGCACGAGCUUCGUGAGCGUUGGAAUCAUUGACUGCUAUGUAGCCAUGAUCGCCAUCGUCUAUGGCUGCGCCAUCAGCAUUGGAAUCCUUCUUCUGGAAUGUCUCUGGCGAAAAUGGAUUGGGGGCCUUCGGAAGCCGGAAAACAAUUCACCGGAGACUUUUCCUAAAUCGUCACUGACGGCAGACGAUCUGUCGGUAACACAAUCAUCACGGAGCCUUCAGAUUGAAGAAAUUCUCAGAUAAUCAGGUUGAUUGGAAGUGAUAGUAUUGCAAUUGUACAGAUGACUAAUGAGAUUACCCUACGUUAUUAUUAUAUUGUUGAUAACUGAUAAAAAUGGUCGCGUUAUUGCGUGACUACCGCGAGAGCAACAGCAAUUAUGUAAAUAAAAAUGAA
Molecule: messenger RNA, 4323 nt
Organism: Diachasmimorpha longicaudata
Lineage: Eukaryota; Metazoa; Arthropoda; Insecta; Hymenoptera; Braconidae
Exons: 22
Coding region: 9-4172 (1387 amino acids)
Cellular component (GO): membrane
Molecular function (GO): ligand-gated monoatomic ion channel activity
Source: RefSeq, a predicted model, not a curated record